Messenger RNA from Salvelinus namaycush (lake trout), 4314 nucleotides. Its product is annotated as KN motif and ankyrin repeat domain-containing protein 4-like. The coding region runs from base 93 to 4151 and encodes 1352 amino acids. Gene Ontology annotation, molecular function: protein binding. NCBI's taxonomy places the organism in Eukaryota, Metazoa, Chordata, Actinopteri, Salmoniformes, Salmonidae. Gene Ontology annotation, cellular component: cytoskeleton; cytoplasm. The transcript is spliced from 10 exons. Gene Ontology annotation, biological process: negative regulation of actin filament polymerization. The record is from RefSeq and is a predicted model, not a curated record.
AAGAGAGGAACAGAGGAGAGGAGCUGGCUGCACAGCAGGUUGCCAACUCUGACUAGAGAGAAGUAAGUCCAUGACCCUGAACUACUACAGCGAUGGACAAGAAAAGUGCAAAUGGCUACCCUAGAUCCGAAGGAGAGAGUGGAGGUGGGGGUCAGAGGAAGCAGCUGCCCUACUCCGUAGAGACCCCCUACGGCUUCCACCUGGACCUUGAUUUCCUCAAGUAUGUGGACGAUAUCGAGAAAGGCAACACCAUCAAGAGGGUGCACAUCCAGCGCAAGGCCAGAGGCCCUCCUAAGUUCAGCACCCUGCCCAGGAACUUCAGCCUGCUUGGGCAUGGAGCCAGGCCGGCCCCUAAGGACACCUGGUCCUCCACCUCCACCCUAGGGCCCAAGCCCCGGGGCAGAAUUACUGAUGUCCAGCAGAUCUUGGAUUUUAGACCCAGUGAUGGAGGUAGUGGCGCAUCGGGGGGUCAUAGCCAGAACAGCAGGGUGCAGGGGAGUAGCUUUGCCUCUGCCAGGCCCAGGGAGGAGGCAGGUGCUGGGCCUUGGGUGUUAGGCGAACAGCCCCUGGGGAGGCCCAACCUCCUUCGGACGUCCAGCAUGCCAGUCACCAUCCCGCACAGGAAGGCCUCUGAGUCUGGGGACGAAAGAACGGAGAACGGCUCAUCUGAGAACGUGGUCCGCGCUGUUCCCCAGGACCGGUCGGGGCUGCACCAGCAGAUCACCGCAGCCCUGAAGAGGGUCAGAGAGCUGGAGGACAUGGUGAGGACCAUCCCAGAGCUCAAGUCCCAGAUCUGCUCACUGAGGGUGGAGAGAGAGCAGCUAAUCCUCAGGCUGCAGGUCCAAACCAAGCCCCAGCCUCCAGCCCACCCACAAAGUGCCUCGCCCUCCCCAGCCCUAAGCACUGAUCCUGGGCCAGCCUCUCAGCCGCCGGGGGCUGAAGCAACAGUGGAUCCCGGGAGAGCAGAGAGCACCGUGUCAGAGACAGAAAUGCAACAGGAAUCCUUAAAGAGUACCGCACAAGAAGAAGAACCAGAUAGGCUUUUAGCAGCACAGGAACCAGAGAGACAAGCACAGACAGCAGAGGGACCAGAUAGACAAACAGCAUUUCUGAAUCCAUUAGUGCACACAGAGGAAAGGCAAACAGAGCAACCAGAGAACAUUGCAACACCGAAAGCACCAGAACCUUUAGACAACAGAGUGUUUGUGCAAGUCGUAGAGGGAGUCAGUGUCAGUGGUGAGGAGGACCUGCUCAGUGUCGAACAGCUCCAGGCUAAGCUAGUAGCGCUAGAGGCUAAGCUAAGUCAGGCUAGCGAAGACCUGGAGAGAACGAACAGUCUCCUGAAACAACAGGUAGAGGAGAACAGGAUGAAGGAGGAAAGGAUACUACAGCUGAGCGUGGGAGGGACAGGAGGAGCGGAGGAGGUGUCCAGGGAGAGACAGACAAGUAGGAGGACCAGUGUGGACCAGCAGACCGAGACAGAGAGAGUGGGAAGUGCGAGUCAGGAGACAGAGACGGAGAGGGCGGAUACGGUGGAGCAGGGCACAGAUACAGAAAGGAUAGUCAUCUGUUUAAUCGGAAAGGGGGCUGGUGGUGUGGAACAGGGGACGGAGACGGAGCGGUUUGACACUCAAGACCAGGUGACAGAGACAGAGAUGGUCGUUAUAUGUCCAGUCAGACCGCGGGCUAAAAGUGUGGAUCGGCGAACAGAGACGGAGAGAGUGGAUACAAUGGACCAGGUGACAGAGACACCGCCUGGAGACAGCUUAGACCAGGUGACAGAGACAGAGAUGCAGACAGUAGUCAAUGUAGAUCAGACAACAGAGACAGCACCUGUGCGUCCAGUGAGACCAGCGAGACAUAGGGCUAACAGUGUGGACCGGGGAACAGAGACACAGACACUGGAUCCUGUGAACCAGGUGACAGUGACAGAGACACAGACAGGAGUCCGUGUAGACCAGGUGACAGAGACACAAACACAGACAGCACCUGUACGUCCAGUGAGACAUAGGGCUAACAGUGUGGACAGGGGGACAGAGACAGAAAGAGUGGGUACAGUUGACCAGGUGACAGAGACAGUCGUAGCACAGAGUGCAUAUCAGCAGACAGAGACAGAGGGAGACAGAGUCGAGACCAGCAAUAACCCACAUAGGGAAAUAGAGAUUGAGAGUGCGGCCAUAGUAAGUGCGGCCAUAGAAAGUGCGGUCUCAGAAAUUGUGGAAGCAGAACGUGUAGUCUCACGCAGUGUGGUUAAAGAUGGUGAGAUCGCUGAGAGUGCGGUACGUUUUGUGGUUAUAGAAAGUGUGGGCAAAGAGAAUGGGGUCACAGAGAAUGUAGUCACAGGAAGUAUGGUAAAGAGGCAAGUAGUGGUAGUAGAGGAGACUGUCGUUGAACAAAUUACAUUGACUGAAAGUGUUGUUACACAGAGUACAACCACAGAGAGUACAGUCAUAGAGAAUUUGGCAACUGAGAGUGAGGUUGUAAAGACCACAGUUACAGAGAGUACGGUCACAGAAAGUGCGGUCAUAGAAUCUCCAACCCCAGAGAGCCCAGAAGUAGCACCCAGUCCCUCUUCCAGCCAGACCCAGAUGGGUCAGAAGGAGUCGGAGCAGACCCAGCCCCAGUCACAGGACUCUCGUCGGGGGUCCAACCCAGUGUUGGCCCAGGCCCCUCGCCAGGGGUCUAACCCAGCCCUCGGCCAGGUGGUGACGCGCCUCACAGGGCUGAUCAAUGAGCAGUGGGCCCAGCUAGGUAGCAGCCAGGACAAGCCAGACAAGCAGGAGACCACCAGCCCGAGUGCCCAGAAGCCUGCAGAAGGGCAGGGCAUGCCCGCUGCAGGGAAGCCUUUAGCGGGGAAGGCAACGGGGAAGUCAGGUCUGUCUAAGAUGAGCUCCAUCCAGAGCCAGCUGGUCAGUUCCCUCAGUGCCCUGUCUGCCUUCUACUCCCCUGGACAGAAGGCAGCUGCCAGCAAACAACAAGGUCUGAAAUCCAUCAUGAAGAAGAACGAUGCUGCCGACAAGCAGGGGAACAGAGGAGGAGCCAAGAAGAACCUAAAGUUUGUGGGAGUCAACGGAGGGUAUGAGACUACCUCGAGUGAGGAGGAAUCCAGUGAGGAGGAGAAGGGGGAGGUAGAGGAGGAGGAGGUGGACAGCUCUGAGCUUGAGGAGGAGCAGGAGAAGGAGGAGGGAGCUGGAGCAGCUCAGGGCCCGGGGGAGGCCACAGCUACAGAGGAGGAGGCCCAGGGAGCAGGGGCCCAGGCUGGGGAGACAGAGGGCCAUGAAGACUCUCAGGACCCAGAGAACAGCCAGGCACUCCUGGAGGAGCAGCCAGCUGCAGCAUCAGGGGAGACGAUCGAUAAGGGCUUCAUGGAAGCGUGUCACUACAUUAAGGAUCGUAUGGCAGAGGUGGUGGCCCCCGAUGUAGAAAUGAGACAUGUCCUGAUGGUGUUGUACCAGGAGUGGUUCCGUGUGUCCAGUCAGAAGGACUCUCUGGCUGACACCGUCACCCUCUACCUGAGAGAGGUGGGCAUCGCCACGCCGACCCUCCUGCGUUACAUCGUGAACCUGGCCGACGGUAACGGCAACACAGCGCUCCACUACAGCGUGUCCCACUCCAACUUCCCUGUGGUCAAACUGCUGCUGGACACAGGUCUGUGUGAGGUGGACAUCGUGAACAAGGCGGGCUACACAGCCGUGAUGCUGGCCUCCCUGACAGCUGCUGAUGGAUCAGAGGACAUGGAGGUGGCUCUGCAGCUACUGAGACAGGGAGAUGUCAAUGCCCGCGCCAGCCAGGCAGGGCAGACGGCUCUGAUGCUAUCGGUCAGCCAUGGUCGUACAGCCAUGGUGCGGUUGCUGCUGAGCUGCCAAGCUGACCUCAACAUUCAGGACAAAGACGGUUCGACCGCACUCAUGUGCGCGUGUGAGCACGGUCACACCGAGAUCGUUCGGGUGCUACUGGAGUCUGGCCACUGUGACACCAGCCUCACAGACAAGGAUGGUCAGAGGGCUGUGUCGGUGGCGGUAGCGUCCUCCCACGCUGAGAUAGUUGACCUACUCAAGACCCACUCAGAUUCCACCACCACCCAGGCCUCCAACCCCUCUACCACCACCUCUGCCACCAUCAUCACCACCACCACAGCCUCUCUCCUCUGAGCCCCCUCCCGUAGCCCCUCUCUAACCCCUACCCCAGCCCCGGACCCACCCACCCUGGACCCACUAUACCCCGGACCUCUUUCCCUGGACCAGAGGAGGCUGGUGGGUGGAGGUAUAAGAGGACGGGCUCAUUGUAAUGGCUGGAGUGGAAUAAAUGGAACGG